AUGUUUUUUCUAUUUUUUCAAACAGGAAAACAAGAUGUUUUUGUUUCAAUGCCCACUGGGUCUGGAAAAUCGCUCUGUUACCAGCUACCGGCAGUCUUGGCUGAGGGAAUAACUAUUGUAUUUUCUCCACUUAUUGCCCUCAUUCAAGAUCAAGUGUCACACUUAAAGUCCCUCUCCAUCUCAGCCGAAACACUUAACUCAAAACUCCCUGCUGCUGAAAGAAAACAAGUUUAUGGUGAACUUGAAAAGCUGAACCCCUCUAUCAAGCUUUUAUAUAUCACACCUGAGCUUGCUGCAACGCCUGGAUUUCAGAGAGUUUUAAAAUCUCUGCACAGGAGAAAGCUACUGUCGUUAUUUGUGGUGGAUGAGGCCCAUUGUGUGUCACAGUGGGGACAUGACUUUAGACCUGAUUAUUUAAAGCUUGGUUCACUACGGACACAGUUUAAUGACGUUCCCUGGAUAGCGCUAACAGCUACGGCCACUCCACAUGUCCAAACAGAUGUUCUUACAUCUCUUCAUUUACACAAGCCGAUAGCGAUCUUUAAAACCUCCUGUUAUCGUCCAAAUUUGUUUUAUGAUGUGUGGUAUGUAGUUUGAGAGCCUUAACAUAAAAUGUAACAUUUAGCUGUGGCCAGAAUGGAGGCAAAAGUAUCUUGGUCAAGGCCUUCAGGUAGAUUUGUGGGCACAAGCAAGAGGAGGGGAAGGGAAUAAAAGUAAUGCUUUUAGGUGUGUUAUUGUUCUGUCUCUGUCGCCCGCACAAUAAACACAAUAAAUGACACAUCAAAAGGUGUCAAAAAAUGUAUUGUUGGCAAGAUAACUUCAGAGAAUUCCAGUCCCCUGGACUUAAGCAAAAAUUGGGAUGCAAGUGGCAGAAAAACAGUACAAAAACAUGCUGUUUGAUCUUGCUAAUAGAGAUGCAAUCACUGAUGCAUGAGGUCUUGCUGAAACAAAAUCACCAAUGGUCAGCAUACCAUAUUCUUGUGCUCUGCUUUGCAAAGUGGGGUGCCAGAUGCUGGAGAUUUUAACUGCCUUGCUCUAACUACUUCCAUCACAAGCAUAAAUCACUUAUCAUGCCUCACAUGGUACAAAUCAACCAGUAAGAACUUUCUUUUUCCAGAUGAACAACUUGAAGAGAUAACCUAUCUUUGGGUGCUUUUUUUCUCUCUUCCCCCCCUCCCUUGCAUGUCUUGCACUGUUACAUUAGUACCCCCAAACCUGUCUGAGUGCCCCCAAUUAUGCCUGUUGCAUGAAGGCUUUGACAACCAAGGCAGUUACCUCAUUAUAAAAAAAAAAGUUGUGAAGUUUCUUCUGUGUUAUAAAGAACAGUGAAAGGAUACUAGCAAAUCGUGUGUAGCAGGUCAAUGCUUGUAUUAUUGUGAGUAUUAUGAAUAAAGUGUUGUGUUUAUAACCCUCUUAAAUACAAUUUUUUUAUCUUUUUUUCCCAUCUCAAGUUUCAAGGAACUUCUUGAUGACCCUUAUGCUGAUCUUAAAAGUUUUGCUGAGUCAGCAUUAUCAGAGCAGGAUAGCAGUAAUGGAGGGAAGGUAAUAGAUUUGCUUGCUAUAUUUGAUGUGUAUAUUUGCAUAGGCUGUCAUUAUUUCUUCACAAUAAUUUGCUACUUUUUCCAUGUUAAAGAUAAUAAAUUCUUAAACUAUUUUUUUUCUUUAGGGAAGUGGAAUUAUUUAUUGUCGUACUCGAGAUGCUUGUCAAGAAGUAGCUUCAAGACUGAGUAGAAAGGGACUUGCUGCAAAGGCUUAUCAUGCUGGUAAUUUACCAUUUAAUUGAAAUGAUGAACACAUGAUAUUCACUGACAUCUUCAUCAUUGCAUCUUCACCUUUCCCGGUUAUAUUACCAACCAAUUUAUUUUUUUUAAUGAUUACCAGCUCCACGUUGGCUUGCUAGCUUAACUGGUUAGAGCCCUGCACUGGUUUUACAAAGGUCAGGGUUCGACUCCUGGCAAGCCUGAAUGUUCUUGCGCUUUUUUGAGUCUUUAUUUUAAUAGGGUUUAAUAGAGUCAGGGUGUACCAAAAAUGUUUUCAGCCCCAUAACCUCAUGCUAGAGUACUGAAAUAAGCUGCCACAGGUCUAGACAUUUUAAAUUAAGCUGCCUGACAAGCGAAAAAAGUUUGUCAGCUUGCAGAGAGGCAGUGUUACAGAUUUUCUCCUCGAAUUAUGAAGGUUCAUGGGUCUCUCGCCAUUUCACAAAGUCAUCCCGGCACAACAUUGGAAAGAUGUUAGUGAAGUAUUUUAAAAUGUGGAUUCAUUAGAUUUGCUUACUGAUGAAAUCCCUGUGUAUAGCUUCGGGUAAUCUCCUCAGAACACGGGCAAAGGGGAACCUUGUUCCUAAAGGCCAGGUGACGAUACUUGUGAUCAGGGUAGAGGUCUAACCUACAGCCUUUUUUUAUAGCAAGCAACUGCAAUAAACAAAUGUAACCAACAAAACAAGUUAAUUAAUUUAUCUGCUUUUCUUAUUUUCACCUUAUCACCCUGGUAUUCAACGGAAUUUAGUUUCAACUUUGUAUUUGUGAAUCUUUCCUGUGUACAUGUUCAGGUAUUGUAUACUUACAAGUAUAUUGUUCAACUCCACAGGCCUUACACAAACAAAACGUGAUGAAAUCCAACAGGAAUGGAUGGAUGGCAAAGUCCCCAUCAUUGUUGCGACAAUAAGUUUUGGUAUGGGAGUAGACAAAGCAUCUGUGAGGUAAAUUACUAUGAAGUCUUUUUCGCAAAAUACUGAGAUUCAUACAAGUUGUAUGAAGAGGGAAGAUUUUGGCAUGCAAUUAAUGAUCGUGACAAUGACGUUUAUAUUUUACUUAAAGAGAGUAAAACUACCAGAAUUCGUUUAGUGGCUUUUAGUGGGUUGCUUUUAAUUAAAAUUGAUCAGUCCUGAGAUUUAAACAAAAGUAGCUGGAUACAGACAGUAAUUUUCACGGCAAAACAACAAACUGAAGGAUUGUGUUGGUUGAACUAAGCUUAUAAAUGUCGCCAUCAUGCGAAUGGUUUAUUGAGGUAUACCGGAUGAUAGACACAGAUUUUCUGAAUUGCAAAUUGUGAACUCAGGAUUUCUGUUUAAUCUAACUCCACUCCAUGACUAAAAGUAACUCUAAGUAAGAAUAGCCGGCCGCUUUUGUUCAAGUGUUAAAAACUUUCUUUCUAACCUGUAGGUGUGAUUAUUGGAUUGGCUAUUCUAUACCACUGUUUACUUACAGCUCACAAAGAGCUGUUCUAACUGAUGUUAGUUUAGAAACUGAUUUCUGUAAAAUUCCAAAAAUAAGCAUCAGGGCCCAGUUGUUCAAAAAUUUGGAUAACGCUAUCCUCUGGACAAAUCUCUACCCAGUGGAUAGCGUGAAUGGUUUCCCUAAUACUUAUCUGCUGGAAAAUGAUUUAUCCGGUGGAUAGCGCUAUCCAAUGUUUGAACAACUGUGGCCAAGUCCUAUAUCUUUUAGAGGCCUUGUUUAGCAGCGUAUUUUCAUAGGGACUUCUUUACUGUGGAGAGGUUUAUUAUUAGUGGGAAAUUCGCGUUUUAAUGUAGGCUGGGGUUAUAUUGGAAGAAAUGUGUGUCAUAAAUUUUCGAUAAACUGAUCGUAAUCUCAGGACAUUGAUUUCAAACCCCAAUUGUAAAGCGUUCAAAAUGGCAAUGGAAUACUGUAACAAUAGUGCCCUCAACAACAUCAAUAACACACCAUUUGUUCAGUUCAGUUUGUAGUUCAUAGCGUAGUUACUGUAGUUCAUACGGUAUUAUACAUUCAUAGAACCAGUCAAACGUGUGAAAACUCUUAUCCGGGCCUCCCCCAUACAGUUCGAUAUGCCAUGGUUUAGUUCUAAUGCUCAUUGGGACUUAUAUACGGAUUUGUUUUUUUAAAGGAGGCCUCUGAGGGGCUUAUUUUUGGAAUUUACCACAUGUAUUCUGGCCAAUCAUUACGCAGGCUGACAGUCAAAUAAGCCAAUAACAUCUCAAACUAGCAAUGUAUUUUUGCCAAGCGUGGUGAAACCUACAGUUUAAGCUUUAUUUUUAUGCGCACACAAGCUCCUGGGAUCUUAACCCGUGACUCAUGCUUCACGCUUCUCGCGGAAAAACCUAAGUCAGCAAGUCAUGAUUUAUUCCGGGUUUUAAGUGUGGUUAGCUGAGAAAAUGGCGUUAAUCUUUUUAGUCAAUGCACAAACAAAGCAGUAACGAAAUUGCUUCCAUUCGACAUGACAUCUUGAUAUGUUUCUAACCCACGUUUUUCUAGGUUUGUUGUUCAUUGGACUUUACCACAGUCAAUGGAAGGUUACUAUCAAGAAUCGGGCAGAGCUGGAAGGGACGGGAAACCUUCAUUCUGUCGAUUAUACUAUUCCAGGUUGGUCAAAGACAAACAGUGCACGAGCUGCCUCUUUUAA
Messenger RNA from Porites evermanni, 4377 nucleotides. The record is from the annotation of a GenBank genome assembly. NCBI's taxonomy places the organism in Eukaryota, Metazoa, Cnidaria, Anthozoa, Scleractinia, Poritidae.